AUGUCGGUCAUUCUAUGGCCCUACGACGCAGAGAGCGAGCAUCACGCAGCCAGAUUGCUCCUACAGCGAAUCGCAUGCGGCUGGUACUCUGACAAGAUUGACUACUGGCGGGACUUGAUCAGAAGGAAGCACAUGCAUCUGUACUGGAUCGCAUUAGAUGAAGUUCAACCGCCAACGACGCAUGACGGACCUACAAGCAUUGAGCUAAACGCAAUACACGCGGCACAGUAUCCUGGAGAGGCAACACCUCUAUCGGACACUUCACUUAUUGCCGGUGGUGCGCUUCGUCCGACUGGCGCCUCCGGUCACUCGUUUAGUCCCGUUGGACAUAUAGGCCUGUUCACGUAUGAUCCACGAGAAGACUUGCCCGCUCUGCAUCCCACCGGCAAAGUUGUAAAGAUUACAACUUUCUAUAUCAGCACAGCGUUACAGUCGCAGAGAUUAGGCUCAAAGUCGAUGGAUGCGAUCGAGAAGAAAGCAGCGGAGCCACCUUUGAGCGCGCGGACGAUUGUGCUGGACACAAUAGAUCCAAAGCAUUUCGAAUCCAGCGACGACUUUUAUGCCCGAUAUGGCAUGGCUGUGCCGGAGCUGAAAGCCUAUUAUUGGUAUAGGCGACGAGGUUAUAAGCAAUAUAAUUCGAAGCCCUUUUAUUUCCUAAAGGAUACUCAAGGCAACGAUCUGGCGGGAACUGCCGCCUUCUUGCGCAAAGAUUUGCCGACUCCUUCCGCUGAUAUUCUUCUGUGGCCGUUUGAUGCCGAGAGCGAAGAGCACGUCGCACGCCUUUAUCUGCAGCGACAGGAAUGUGGAUGGUACCAUAAGCGGAUAGACGAGUUCAGAGAUGCAGUGCGCAAGAACGCUAUGCAGUUCUUCUGGAUCUCUCUGCCUACAGAUCAUGCGGAUAGGAUUCCCGUCAAUUGCCUAGAUGCUGGUCCUCUGCAAGACUCGGCGGCAAAUCGUAUCGGUAUAGCUGUCAAUCCUGCCCAAAGCAGCUUUUUACCGGUCGGUCAUGUCGCGUUGACGCUAGCGGGUGAUGUCGAUAUCACAGAUCAGCCUCAGCCAGAGAGCGGCAAGGUCGCCAAAGUCUGCUUGCUCUAUAUCGACGCAAAUCUGAGGGGCGGCAAGUUUGGCGCAAAAGCCAUGGCAGCCGUGGAACGAAUCGCUAUCGAGCCGCCUAUCAAGGCCAAGACGCUCGUCCUGGACACGCUGCAUCCGAGUUACUAUCUCCCGGGAAACGACUUCUUCCCCAACAUUGGCUUGCCACUGCCGAAAGUCGACAAUUGUUCUUGGUAUGGCCGACUAGGCUAUGAAGUCUACAUGGAGAGAGCAGUCAGCGCAGGGACCUUUGCGAAUGGCGAGACUCGUACGGCUGAGUCUGUUGUAAUGCGCAAACGAGUCGCUUAG
Mixia osmundae IAM 14324 is the source of this 1401-nucleotide messenger RNA. RefSeq lists its product as uncharacterized. The coding region runs from base 1 to 1401 and encodes 466 amino acids. The record is from RefSeq and is a predicted model, not a curated record. The transcript has 2 exons. Gene Ontology annotation, molecular function: acyltransferase activity, transferring groups other than amino-acyl groups. Lineage: Eukaryota; Fungi; Basidiomycota; Mixiomycetes; Mixiales; Mixiaceae.